Molecule: messenger RNA, 342 nt
Organism: Enterobius vermicularis (human pinworm)
Lineage: Eukaryota; Metazoa; Nematoda; Chromadorea; Rhabditida; Oxyuridae
Source: the annotation of a GenBank genome assembly
AUGUACUGUGCACUGGAAGAGAUUACAGCAAGUUUAAUGCUGUUCAAGAACAAGGAUGAUUUUAUGAAGAAGAAAGCACCGAUUGAAACCGUUGUAUUGGAGGAUGCUGAAUGCAAUAUCACCGAAAAUGUUGAUGCCAGUUUUUCAAUCAGGUUAAUAGCUUGGAAAACAGGAAGGAAGAAAUUGACAUUAAAUAUGAUGUUAAUAGAAUUAGAAAUCAUCGCUUUUUUGCUUUUGAAUUUUCUCAUAAAAGUACAGAAAUCAGAAAGAAAGUUUUUUUUUCUCAUUGUCAAUACUAUCAAAAAAGUUUUUUUGGCGGCUGUUUUGAAAGUUCAGUGUUAA